Molecule: messenger RNA, 3324 nt
Organism: Lytechinus pictus (painted urchin)
Lineage: Eukaryota; Metazoa; Echinodermata; Echinoidea; Temnopleuroida; Toxopneustidae
Exons: 12
Coding region: 1-1431 (476 amino acids)
Molecular function (GO): zinc ion binding; calcium ion binding
Source: RefSeq, a predicted model, not a curated record
AUGUCAUCUUCUAAUUCACCAUCAUGGUCUAGUUUCUUAGUUGGUGUGUCAGCUGGUGCAGUCACCGUUGCUUCAGCAGCUUUCAUUUGGCAUUACAGAAACAGACUCAGACAACAGAUGCAAGGCAACAAUAAUGAUGAGAGAAAUAGCAAUCUACCAUUGGAGACCCGCCCUGUGACUCCAGAUAACAUCGCCAUGGAUACCUUGGAUGGGACUGCUGCAUUCAGCACUCAGAGAUCCCUCUUCCUUACUGAUAAUAAUCCUGGCUUAACCUCACAGCAUGCACUGACAGUAACUGACAUGUCUGUGACGGCUGAAGUGAUGGGGAGAGGAGGAGGAGAGCGAAGAGGAGGAGGUGGUGAAGAUGAUCAGAGUGAUGCAGACCAGUUGUAUAGACAUGAAGAUAACCAAAGCCUACUCAAUUUGCUGUUUAAUAUUGCAGAAGACCAGGCUAAAAAAGAGGGCUUUAUACAUCGAGGGAUAACGUGUAAUAUGUGCCAAGCUAGUCCAAUAUGUGGAAUAAGAUACAAGUGUGCUAAUUGUGUUGACUUUGACAUCUGUGAGCGAUGUGAACCCCAUGAUAGACACAACAGACUGCAUACCUUCAUUAAGAUUAAGAUUCCAAUACCUCCUUUGGCAAAUCCUAGAACUGUGCUCUUCAAACCAUUCUAUCCAGGAAAAGAGAAAGUAAUUAAACGAUGCACAUGGGAUGAUAUCAACACCUUGAAGAAAAUCACUCAUUUUGAUCAGUAUGAAAUUGAAGCCUUGCAUGAGCAAUUUAGGGUACUUUGUAACAAGGAGCAAGGAAUCACCAGAGAAGUGUAUGAUCAGUGUUUAGGACCUCUUGGUUUAGAGAAGAGCUUACUCUUAGAGAGAUUAUUCAAAUUCUAUGAUGCUAAUGGAGAUGGCUACAUUGAUUUCACAGAAUUCACUUGUGGCCUGUCAACAUUGGUCAAAGGUUCAUUUCAGGAAAAGGUGAAAUAUGCCUUUGAGGGAUACGACCUUGAAGGAGUUAGCAGUAUUAGCAGAGAUAACUUGAGACAGAUGUUCAAGGCUUACUUCUAUGUUACUAUUGAGCUUGUUAGAGAUGUAGUGAAGGCAUGCGAAGAAGAAAUGAUGGCAAACUUUGAUGAUAAUCAGGGUCGUCCAGUUUCCUCUCUGUUUAGUGCACCCAUUCCAUCAGAUACUGGGUCCCAGAUAACAACUACCAAUGGAAAGAUCCCAUUCCCUGGAAAUCCUGGAAGCAAGGAAGACACAUGGCCAGUGAUGGAAGCUAUGUCACAGGAUGCCAUUGAAGAGAUGGUUGACAAUGUCUUUAAGAUGGCAAAGAUUGAUCCAGAUCACAGGAUAACUUUGGAGCAGUUCAGGAAUCUAGCUAUUGUAGAUAGCAGUCUAGUUGCCUGGUUUGACUCACUGGGACCCAUUUUCUGAUCUAAACAGCUUCAUGAUCAUCUUCAUUAUCAUUCUGUCUUUCAUGUUGACAGAGGAUUCCAGUCUUUCAAUCAUUGCAUGAUUUAGCCAAUGUUUGGCUUUUGCAUUGUAAAUCAUCACUUUCACUAUUGAUACCCUAGUCACACUAGCAGAUUCACCAAAAGGUCUUCUGUCGUUCAGUGUUAUACUAUAUUACUGUUUUGUUAGUGUGACUGGGUUUCGUAACCGUUUGGUUAUUCCAUUGUUCAUUUGUUGUUGUUUUUAAACAAGAUAAGACAUUGAUUAAAGAAAGUCUGCUGCAGAAUUGUUUUCCUCUCUGCAUAGUUCUGUGUAUUGUGACAGUACACAUAGGAUUAUUUGCCAUUCGUUGCCUGCAUCUCUUUUGAAUUCGCCACUGCAGUUGAACAUUCAUACAAGAAUAGCUAUAAAUGUGAAUCUUAUACAGAUAUUGGUAUAAAUUAUCAUGUCUAGGCUCUUUACUAUGCAUCUGAGCUCUGCUAUCUGGAAGCACCUGUUAUAGUUGUGUGUUUUAAUUGUGCUUUAAGUAUUGGCAUAGCUUGUGCAGUUUCAAAUAUGUCUGAAGUUGGAAUCUGAUGUCUAUAAUGUUCAUUAUUAUUUCACUUCCACAAACACAAAGUCAAAUAUGAUACAGUCAAAAGGGAAACAAAUGUUGAACGAGUAUGUCUAUGCUGCUUGGAAAGGGAAAAAGUAAAACUGAUGACUGCAUGCCUCAAGAUUAGUGCCCCAACCUGGAUAGGUAUACCAACAUUCAUAAGAAUGAAAUCAUAUUCACUUUAUACAAAACCAUGUAAUAGAUUUAAAGUAAAAGUAUUCAAUGGUAUUGAAAUUGUAACACUUGAUUAAGAGCAUAUUUUUACAACAGAAACAUAAUAAUAUUUACAAUGUGUCAAAUCACCUCUGCAGUGUGCUCAUGGUGCAAUGUAAAAAGAAAAAGAAUGUAAAGAAAUGUAAUGCAGUAAGACAUCUAAGGAAAGAGCUGAGGACAAAUAGGAAUAAGAAGCCUUUACAUGUAAUAAUUAAAAAUAUGUUUAGAGUUGUGUUAUUUCCUAUAAUAAGAGGAAGAUCAUUCUCAUGAGGAGAAUCACCACCAUGUGCAAGAGCUAAUAGCAACUGUGUACUAGUUAUUGAAAACUUUUUUAUGAAAUGGGGUGCAGAUAUUGCUGUGCAAUGUCCUAAGACAUUUAUUAAACCAUUAACUCAGGGAUUACAAUGGCAUGGUAUGCGCAAAUAAGAAUAUAUAUUUACUCCACUGUAGAUUAUCUUGUGAUAAAGGUGAUGACUACUCCAAUAUCUGAUCACCAAGAGCCUAUUGAAUAAUAUUAUCUCUCUCGAGAAAAACAUGCAAAUAAUCACUAAAUCAGAAAUAGUUACCAAAUACCCCCUUUUAUGAUUUCACUUAUUCAUCAUUGUAUUUGUCAUUGGUAGAGAUCAAUGAAAGGAGAGAAGGUGACAGAGAGAGAGGGGGGGGGGGGGAAGAGAUAGUGGGGGAUUUAUUAUCAAAUUAUGGAUGUUGACCUAUUUUAAUAAGUGUUUAUUCAAUCCAUCUUUAUUUAUGUGUGUGCCAAAGAAGACUUUUGAUUGUUAAUUUUUAAUAUUUCCAUCAUUUCUGUUCAAUAUUUGGAAUUGAAUUCCAAAUUUUCAUACUUUCAUAUAAGUGGAAAAUUUAUAAAUUUUCCACAUUUUGGCAGUGUAUUCACCUUGUUUGUAUCUGAAAUUUGGAAGAGAUGUAGUGAAAUGAAGUGAAAUUUUAUUUAUAAUUUCUUAUUUAAAAAAUGUGUCAUUCCAAUAAUGCUCAUACUUUGUAUCUUUGUAUUUGACUGUGAAUUUUUUUUUAUAAACUUUGCCAAUAAACUGAUAUUUUCAUUAACUGAA